Molecule: messenger RNA, 2208 nt
Organism: Rotaria sp. Silwood2
Lineage: Eukaryota; Metazoa; Rotifera; Eurotatoria; Philodinida; Philodinidae
Source: the annotation of a GenBank genome assembly
AUGAAUAUAAAUAAUGAUUUAAAUAGAAAAUUUUGUGAUUAUAUAACAGUUAAUUCAUCACCAAUAAAUGAAUCAUAUCCUGAAGCACGUCGUCUAUUUGCUGAUAUUCUUGUACAAGAUGUUUUUCCAAAAUUAAUUUCAAAAUUAAUGUUACAAGAAUUGAAUAAUGCAUUAGAUAUAUUCAUAGAAAAUGCUUGGCGUUUACCACAAAUUGAUUCAUUUCUGAAUUUAUUUUUUCUUGAAUCUCUUUGUUCAUCAACUAAACUUCAAUCAUCAUUUGAAAUCGAUGGACACGCGAACAUUAUUUCAUUUUAUUUAAAAAAUAAAUCAACUCAAUUUGAACGAGUUAAUCAAUUAAUUAAUAAUAUUGAUAAGAUAUUUUUUAUCGAUCAUAAUGUUCAGCGAAUUGUUUUACGUUCUCAGCAACAUCGAAAAUUCUUAAAUGAUUUAAUUCAAGAUGAUAAAUGUGUUGAUUUUGACAAAUUAUCAAAUGAACAAAGUAAACUUUCAACAAAGUUAAACUCUUAUACGAAAAAUCUCAAAUUACCUGGAUUAGAUAUUAAUUUAUUGAGUUAUUCUUUUCGUCAAUUGACUGGAAAACAACAAGAACAUAUUACAAAUAUUAUUUUAAACGAUUAUCUUCAAGAUAAGGAAAUAUCAAAUUUGGAGAAAUUAAAAUCCUUACGUGUUCUUCGUCGUUUAUCACAUACAUAUAAUAAAACUCUUGAAUGGCUUCAUAAUAGACAAGACUCUCCAUUAACAAUUAAGAAUUCAAAUGAAAAUACAAGUUUGCGUACACGUGGUGCUGCUGUUCAACCACUUGACGAUAUAAUUCUAUGUUUACCAGCUACAUUUGAUUUAAAUCAAGAAUAUUUAAUAAAACAUUUUGAUUUAUUAAAAACUAACUUAAAAGCAUCAAAUGCGAAAUUUAUUAGUGAUGCUAUGCUAAGUAUUUCACGUAAAAUAAGUGAUGAAAUAUUUUUAAAAUUAUAUCUUGAAUUUAUUCAGAAUGAACAAUUUCAAAAACUUGGUAUAACAGCAAAUAAAGAAAUUCUUCGUUUAUUAAUUCAAUAUAUAUCUUAUCCAAGUUUAAUAAAAACUAUCGUAAAACCUUUAUGGAAUAAUCGUCCUCAUCAAGAUGUUCGUGCAUGUCUUAUAUUGACAUUACUUCAUUUUAUUGGCAAAUCAAAUUCAAAUGACGAUGAUACGAUUAUUUGGGAAAUUCUUGAACAAGCUGCAGAUGAUGAUUAUCUUCCAGUUGUUGAAUCUUUAUUUGCUGCUCAUCGAGGAAAAUCUCGCUGGCCAUUAUCAAAAUUAAAAAAUUCAUCAAAUCACUUUUUUGAAACAUUUGUUAAUCGAAUACAAUUUAAAAUAUUAGAUCAUCCAACAUCGUUAGAAGCACGCUCAUGGGCAUGGUCGAAUAUUGAACAUGAAUAUUGUCAUACGAACAAACUAAUUGAAAAAGCUCAACAAAUAUGUAUUCAAUUUGAUGUUAAUGGAAAUGUUUUAUUUGGAGAAGCUUUUAAAAAAAUUAUUUUAUCUUUUGAACAACAAAAAAUAACUUCAUUUGAUAUAAUUAUUGAUAUUAUUAAAAAAAUAAUGUUAUUUCGAGAUGAACUUGAUUCAAAACAGAAUGCGAUUGAUAGCCAACAUGAUUUACCAGUUUAUCGUCGUAUUCAACUUAUUUUAAAUAACCUCGAUGGCUAUAUAGAUAAAUUUGGUAAUGAGAAAAAAAAAUUUGUACGUUCACUUACUUUAAUUGUUCUUCAAUUCGAUAAAACAUUAGCUCCUCUUAUUGGAAAAUUAUUAAUAAAAAUAGCUCAAAAUAAAGAAGAUAUUGAUGAUGGAUUAAGAAUUUUGCAAGAAAAUUUAUCUGAAAAUUAUUUCGAAAAAAUAUUAACAGAAUUAUCAAGUAUUAUUGAUAAGGAAGAAUCUUGUCCUUUUAUUCAACAAUUAAAUGUUGAUGAAAAACUUAAUUUAGCUCAAUGGUUUGUUAAGAACAGAAAUCAACCAUUAUUCGUUUUUGAUUUACUUACAAAUCAUGUAUUUAAUCAAUCUGGUGUCGAUCGAGAACAAUGUCAACAUCUUCUUCGACAUUUAAGACAAUCUGAAAAUUUACUUGUAAAAGAAAAAGCAAUGAGUUAUACUGUACCUUGGGUAGAAGAUAAAGACGUUAGUGGUGAUGAUCAAAUGAACGUUUCUGAAUAA